Molecule: messenger RNA, 381 nt
Organism: Aspergillus nomiae NRRL 13137
Lineage: Eukaryota; Fungi; Ascomycota; Eurotiomycetes; Eurotiales; Aspergillaceae
Exons: 2
Biological process (GO): arachidonate metabolic process
Cellular component (GO): membrane
Source: RefSeq, a predicted model, not a curated record
GGAGGAGGCAUACGCGGUCUUUCAAGUCUUUACAUACUCCAAAAUCUGAUGGAUAAAAUCAGUCGUCUCGAGGGAAGAGAUGGUAUUAAACCUUACGAAUACUUCGACCUGAUAGUUGGCACAUCAACAGGAGGGCUGAUUGCUGUUAUGCUGGGCAUGCUUCACAUGGAUAUCCCUGCGUGUAUAAGCCAGUAUACAGAAAUGGCUCUAAAGAUCUUUCCACGAGACAAGUUCGCUUCAGGUCUCCGUUUCACAAGAGAACGCCACAUGUUUGACCCAGAGCCAUUUGCCAAAGUCGUCAAACAACUGGUUAGGUUGUAUCUAAACAAAGGGAGCGGCGUUAUAAUUAAAUAUGACAAAGAACAUGUGUCUAAAGUGUAA